GUGCGUCUGCGCUGUCUUCCGGCUCCCGACUCCGCCGCUCUGCCAUCUCAGGACUCUGCCCUUCCCUAAGAGAGAAACAAGGAGGAGGACCCAUCAACCCAUGAAAUUUUGACCGUCAUGUCCCUUGGUUCAGACUUGUUCAGGGAUGUGGCCGUAGUCUUCUCCCAAGAAGAAUGGGAACAGCUGGCGCCUGCUCAGAGGGAUUUGUACAGAGAUGUGAUGUUGGAGAUCUAUAGCAACCUGGUCUCACUGGGUUUUGCCAUUUCCAAACCUGAUGUGAUCUCCUUCCUGGAACAAGGCAGAGAGCCCUGGAUGGUGGAGAAAGUAGUGACAGGAGGCCAGUGCCCAGUAUUGGAGUCCAGGUAUGAUACUAAGGUAUUAUCUCCAAAGCAGCACAGUUAUGAAGUACAGUUACCCCGGUGGCAGAUAAUGGAAAGCCUUACAAGUUAUGGUUUUGAGUGCUCAAGUUUCCAAGAUGAUUGGGAAUGCAGAAGUCAGUUUGACAGGCAAGAGGGAAAUCCAGAUGGACAUUUGAGUCAAAUGAUAAUCGAUAAUGAAGAAAUGUCCACUUUUGACCAGCAAGCAUCUCUUACUUUUUAUCAGAAAAUUCAUAUUGGAGAAAAACCCUAUGGAUAUGAUGAAUGUAGAAAAGACUUCUGGCAAGAGGACUUCCUUAUUAAUCAUCAAGGGAUUCAUACUAAUGAGAAACCCUACAAAUGUAAGGAAUGUGGGAAGGCUUUUAAAUAUGGCUCACGACUAAUUCAACACGAGAAUAUUCAUUCUGGCAAGAAACCGUAUGAAUGUAAGGAAUGUGGAAAGGCCUUCAAUUCUGGUUCAAAUUUCAUACAACAUCAGCGAGUUCAUACUGGUGAGAAACCUUAUGAAUGUAAGGAUUGUGCAAAGGCCUUUAGUCGAAGCUCACAGUUGAUUGAACAUCAACGAAUUCAUACUGGUGAGAAACCCUAUCAGUGUAAGGAAUGUGGCAAGGCCUUCAAUCGGAUCUCACAUCUUAAAGUACAUUGUAGAAUUCAUACUGGUGAAAAACCCUAUGCAUGCAAGGAAUGUGGGAAGACCUUUAGUCAUCGUUCUCAGUUGAUUCAACAUCAUACUAUUCACACUGGCAAGAAACUCUAUGAAUGUAAAGAAUGUGGGAAGGCCUUUAAUCAAGGCUCAACUCUUAUUCGACAUCAGAGAAUUCAUACUGGUGAAAAACCCUAUGAAUGUAAGGCAUGUGGGAAGGCCUUUAGGGUGAACUCACAACUUAAGCAACAUCAGAGAAUUCACACAGGAGAGAAACCCUACCAAUGUAAGGUAUGUGGUAGGGCUUUCAAACGGGUCUCACAUCUUACUGUACAUUAUAGAAUUCAUACGGGUGAGAAACCAUAUGAAUGUAAGGAAUGUGGGAAAGCCUUCAGCCAUUGCUCACAACUGAUUCAACAUCAGGUAAUUCAUACUGAGGAAAAGCCCUAUGAAUAUAAGGAAUGUGGGAGGACUUUAAAUCAUGACUCAACUACCAUUCAACAUCAGAGAAUGCAUGAUAGAGAAACACAAGUGAAUUUAAUAAAUGUAGAAAAACCUUCCAUCAGCACUUAUCCCUUAUUAAUCAUCAGAGAAUUUAUGUUAGCAAGCAACCAUAUGAAUGGAAAUAAUGGGAAGAGUCCAUUAGCUUAGGCUAAUCACAACUUACUCUUUUUAUCUUGGAGAAAGACAUGAAGAAUGUAAUGCAAGUGAGAAUUCCUUUAUUCAGAGUUGUCCUUUAUCCUGAGUAAUAAAAUUCAUAUUGAAGAAAAA
Messenger RNA from Lipotes vexillifer (Yangtze River dolphin), 1791 nucleotides. RefSeq names its product zinc finger protein 582 (gene ZNF582). Bases 118 to 1671 code for a protein of 517 amino acids. The record is from RefSeq and is a predicted model, not a curated record. The transcript has 5 exons. Lineage: Eukaryota; Metazoa; Chordata; Mammalia; Artiodactyla; Lipotidae. Gene Ontology annotation, biological process: regulation of transcription by RNA polymerase II. Gene Ontology annotation, molecular function: DNA-binding transcription factor activity, RNA polymerase II-specific. Gene Ontology annotation, cellular component: nucleus.